GAUAUCGUUUCCAUUUCGCCCGCCGUUACCCUUCGCGGAUGUCCUCUGUGCCGCCGGUGCGCGACCUUCCGCCGGAGCCAUGUCCGCCCGCUCCCCUGCUGCGGCUUGCUGCGCAUGUCCGGGUGGAGGGGCUACUAGCUCGGGCCAGCUAUGGCGACAGUGUACCGCGGCGGCUCCCACACUCUCAGCAAGGAUGACGUGAACUACAGGAUGCAUUUCCGAAUGAUAAACGAGCAGCAGGUCGAGGACAUCACGAUAGAGUUCUUCUAUCGGCCGCACACCAUCACUUUGCUGACAUGCACCGUGCUCAGUUUGAUGUACUUCGCCUUCGCGAGAGAUGAUGGGAAUCCAGAUAAUAAUCUUUGGGUGGGCCUCAUUUUGGUCAUCUCUUUCUUCCUUGUCAUCAGUGUGCUGGCAUUUCCCAAUGGUCCGUUCACAAGACCACACCCAGCGAUAUGGAGGAUAGUCUUCGGUAACGAGCGGAGGACAGAAGAGCUUCUUAAAGAAGAAGUUACAGGCCUGAGCGUCCUCUACUUCCUGUUCCUGGUUUUCAUCAUCUUCCUGAACUGGCAGCAGGUCAAACAGCUAAUGUACUGGCUGGAUCCGAACCUGCGCUAUGCCAAAAGAGAGGCAGACAUAAUGGAGUAUGCGGUCAACUGCCAUGUCAUUACCUGGGAGAGGAUCCUCAGCCAUUUGGACAUAUUUGCCUUCAGUCACUUUUGGGGCUGGGGCAUGAAAGCUCUGCUCAUCCGAAGUUACGGCCUCUGCUGGACCAUCAGUAUUACCUGGGAGCUGACUGAGCUCUUUUUCAUGCAUCUCCUGCCAAACUUUGCCGAGUGCUGGUGGGACCAGGUGAUUCUGGACAUUCUGUUGUGUAACGGAGGAGGCAUCUGGCUGGGCAUGACGGUGUGCCGCUUUCUGGAGAUGAGAACCUACCACUGGGCCAGUAUUAAGGACAUCCACACAACCACAGGCAAGAUCAAGCGAGCCGCGCUACAGUUCACGCCAGCUAGCUGGACCUACGUGCGCUGGCUGGAUCCUAAAUCUUCUCUGCAGCGAGUGAUGGGUGUCUAUCUCUUCAUGAUCAUUUGGCAGCUAACAGAGUUGAACACCUUUUUCCUCAAGCACAUAUUCGUCUUUCCGGCAAGCCACGCCCUCAGCUGGUGUAGGAUCCUGUUCGUCGGUAUUAUCACAGCGCCAACAGUCAGGCAGUAUUACGCCUACCUCACAGACACGCAAUGUAAGAGAGUUGGUACCCAGUGUUGGGUGUUUGGGGCCAUAGCCUUUCUGGAGGCCUUGGCAUGCAUUAAAUUUGGACAGGACUUGUUCUCCAAAACGCAAGUCCUGUAUGUGAUCCUCUGGCUCCUGUGUUUGGCCUUCAUUACAUUCCUGUGUCUGUAUGGAAUGGUUUGGUGCGCAGAGACCUACGGGCCAAGAGAAAAGAGCUUCUCGGAAUGUGAGGACAGCAAUUACACAGACUUCGUUGACCCUGUGGUAGGAAGAUUUAAAGGAGACAUGGAAGACAGCAGCCCACAAACAAGGUUGAGAGGAAAGAGCGUGGAAAAGGUCAAGUCCAUUAAUGGCGUGGAGGGCCAGUAGACUCACCUCAAAAGGUUUGGGUGGGUUUUAAGAUGUGCUUGCAAGCCCUCAAUUACACAAGUGACUAACAGUGUUGUUCACGCGCCACACCCAACAAUGCUCAUAAAAAAGCUCCUUUUCCACAGCUGUGCGCAUGUGUACUAAGCACACUGUGCGUGUGUGUGCGCACAUGCGUGCCUGCGUGCGUGUGUGUUCGCGUGUGUGGGAAAUAACUGCCAAUUGUAGGUUGAAUUGCAUGGUCCAUGUAGCUGAUCAUUUACAGACUGCAGUAUAUAUUAUUCAUUACUAGCUGCUUCAGACAUUUCAAUAUUCCAUUCCAUUCAUGUUUGAUAACAUUAACAAUAAUAAUAAUAUUGUCAUCCUACAGUUUACAAAGCGUGUGUGUAUGUUUGGUGAUAAUAUCUUGAAUGUGGGCGGGGAUUCCUCCACAGCCUUUGUGACGUGGAACAAAUCAAAGCACACACAGCUAAAGAAAGCAUUUAGAAGGAAUGUACAUUUGUAACGCUUGAGUACUUUGUGAAUUCUCGUCCGUGAUUUUAUUAAUGGCUGCAAUUUUUUUUUUUACCAUGAUGGUAAUGAAGGGCAAAUAUUCAAAUUGAUCACUUGCCCAGUUUUGUUACAUGUGCAUGGUGGUGUCACACACAAGCAACACACAAUUGUUUUUUGUCUUUUCACUCACCUUUUGUGCCUGUCUCCAUAAUCACUUGUCUUGUGGCUUUUUGUGUGUUUUUUUAAUGAAAUACGUCUUCUCGUUUGGACCGUCAGUAUCAUCUCAUGCAGUACACAACCAAGUGCAAUAUCACCUCAACAUCGUUGUACAGUAAAGGUCCCUUUGGGAAGAUGGGAGUGAGACACUGUACUGAAUCCCCCCGCCGCAAACAACUUGCUCCGUGUGCUCCCUCCGACAAGGUCAAACAUGAGUGCAGUCUGCAUGAAAACACUCCCACCUCCAUGUUUGCAUGUCAGCCGUAUUGUUCAAGCUUGCAGUUUUGUAUGUUCCAGGUACACUUUUUUUAGUACCUGCUGCCUUCUACUUCGAUGUUUUUAAUAAUAUGACGUUGAAGUGAGGAUGCAUCUAUAAUUCUCGACAAAUCACACAUUAGUUGCCCAUAAAAGGUACAGAUGUUUCCUGGCUUCAAGUCAUUUACCAAAAGCACUCCUAUUAGGAAAUGACUUGUGCUGUCCUAUAUCACUGUGAACUAUCAGAACCAGAUUCAAAUGUUCGACAUGUUCUUCAAACUCAGCGAUGCAUUCUUUGCUUUAUGUAACUCUACCCAAUAAACAACUGUCAUAUCCAUA
Messenger RNA from Nerophis ophidion (straightnose pipefish), 2898 nucleotides. It is a transcript of the gene ptdss1a, whose product is annotated as phosphatidylserine synthase 1a. The transcript has 14 exons. Bases 151 to 1599 code for a protein of 482 amino acids. Gene Ontology annotation, molecular function: L-serine-phosphatidylethanolamine phosphatidyltransferase activity. The record is from RefSeq and is a predicted model, not a curated record. Gene Ontology annotation, biological process: phosphatidylserine biosynthetic process. Lineage: Eukaryota; Metazoa; Chordata; Actinopteri; Syngnathiformes; Syngnathidae.